Molecule: messenger RNA, 3671 nt
Organism: Gadus chalcogrammus (walleye pollock)
Lineage: Eukaryota; Metazoa; Chordata; Actinopteri; Gadiformes; Gadidae
Gene: cpt2
Product: carnitine palmitoyltransferase 2
Exons: 5
Coding region: 340-2331 (663 amino acids)
Biological process (GO): fatty acid beta-oxidation
Cellular component (GO): mitochondrion
Molecular function (GO): carnitine O-palmitoyltransferase activity
Source: RefSeq, a predicted model, not a curated record
ACCAUACGGUCACGUGUUCAUUCAUGACCGUCAACUUCCUGUUUUGGAUUUCAUUCUUAGUUGCAUUGAAGUUCACGUAAAAUUGACCGCGUGUACACCACUUGUCUGUAUAUUUGCAAGACACACAUUUUUCAAUGAGUGUAUGACCUCAUAGGUAAGUGUCUUCCCCUGUCAAUUAACUGGAAGACCGUAUUUGCUCACGUUAACAUCGGUUUCAUAUUCAGACGAUAGACAUAAGGCAGCCAGCUGUCAGGUAGCCAGCAGUGCUACUGUCAUCUACAGUGACAUAGCCGCGUACCUUGCUGAACGAAGAUACAAACGUGCUUAUCAGACAAAGCCAUGGCGAACCUGCUUUCCCUGCAGUUCAGUGCCUCUCUCAGACACACGGGCAGGCUAGUGUCUCCUAGAGCCGCGUCCUUGACUCAGAGACGCUUCAAACAGGACUCUUCUGCAGAGUACCUUCACAAAAGCAUUGUACCCUCAAUGCAUUACCAAAAGAGUCUGCCUAGACUACCUGUUCCCAAACUAGAAGAUACCAUCAGAAGAUAUUUAGCGGCUCAGAAACCACUGUUGGACGAUGACCAAUUCAGGACCACUGAGAACUUGGCCAAGGAUUUUCAGAGUACGACAGGGAAGACCUUGCAUGAAGAACUGGUGGCCCAGGACAAGAGCAACAAGCACACCAGCUACAUCUCAGCGCCAUGGUUCGACAUGUACCUCUCGGCCCGGGAGUCUGUGGUGCUGAACUUUAACCCCUUCAUGUCCUUCAACCCGGACCCCCGGACCGAGUACAACGACCAGCUGGUCCGCGCCACCAACGUGGUGUGCUCGGCCGUGCGCUUCAUGAAGACCCUGCGGGCGGGGGUCCUGGCCCCCGAGGUCUUCCACCUCAACCCGUCCAAGAGCGACACGGACGGCUUCAAGAGGCUGAUCCGCUGGGUGCCUUCCUCACUGUCCUGGUACGGAGCCUACAUGGUGAACGCCUAUCCCCUGGACAUGUCCCAGUACUUCCGCCUCUUCAACUCCACCCGCGUGCCUAAGCAGGGCCGGGACGAGCUAUUCACAGACGCAAAGGGGCGGCAUCUGCUGGUGAUGCGGAAGGGCAACAUGUACUCGUUCGACGUGGUCGACCCCGACGGCAACAUGGUGAGGCCUGCCGAGAUCCAGUCCCACCUGAACUACAUCCUGGCGGACGAGAGCCCGGCCGCAGCCCACCCUCUUGGGGUGCUGACCAGCGAGAACCGGGACGUGUGGGCAGGGCUGAGGGAGAAGCUAGUCGCCGCGGGCAAUGGCGAGACACUGCAGGAGGUGGACAGCGCGCUGUUCUGCCUGUGCCUCGACGACGAGGACAUGCGCGACCACAUCCACACCUCCCACAACAUGUUGCACGGCGACGGCUGCAACCGCUGGUACGACAAGUCCUUCUCAGUGGUGCUGGCCCGGGACGGCCAGACCGCCAUUAACUUCGAGCACUCGUGGGGCGACGGCGUGGCCGUGCUGCGCUUCCAGAACGAGAUCUUCAAGGACACCACGGAGCAGCCGCUGGUACACCCGGGCUCCGCCCCCACCGGCGCGGACUCGGCGGCCGCGGUGCGCAGGCUCCGUUUCCACCUCGAUGACGCGCUGCGCGCCGGCAUCGACGCCGCCAAGGAGAACUUUGACGCGGCCGUGUCCGAGCUCACCAUCGACGCCUUGGAGUUCAAAAAGGGCGGGAAAGAGCAGCUGAAGAAGCAGAAGCUGAGCCCCGAUGCGGUGGCCCAGCUGGCGUUUCAGAUGGGCUUCCUGCGGCAGUACGGCCACACGGUGGCCACGUACGAGUCCUGCAGCACGGCCGCCUUCAAGCACGGACGCACCGAGACCAUCCGCCCGGCCACGGUACACACCAAGCGCUGCGCCGAGGCCUUCGUCCAGCGGCCGGGGGAGCACAGCGUGGAUCAGCUGGUAGAGAUGCUGAAGGAGUGCUCCAAAUACCACGGGCAGCUCACCAGGGAGGCCGCCAUGGGUCAGGGUUUCGACCGCCACCUCUUCGCUAUGCGCUAUCUGGCCAACACUAAAGGGCAGGCCCUCCACGACUUAUACAAGGACCCGGCGUACGCGGCCAUCAACCACAACGUCCUGUCCACCAGCACCCUCACCAGCCCGGCCGUCAGCCUGGGCGGCUUCGCGCCGGUCGUCCCAGACGGCUUCGGCGUAGGCUAUGGUGUCCACGACGACUGGAUCGGCUGCAACGUCUCCAGCUACCCAUCCCGCGACGUCCACGAGUUCCUGCGGUGUGUCGACAAGUCUCUAGAGGACAUCUUCACUGUGUUGGAGGGGAAGCCCAUCAACUAAAAUGGCUGCUUUAGCAUCAGCUUCUUGAUGAUUUUGAAUAAUGGGACAAACGAUGCAGUGAUUGUGAAAAAUGGUAGGGUUAGUAUGAGAUUCAAUGUUUUGGGUCUGCUAUGGUCAUAUUUAUUUAGAUAUACUUUAAGUUACUGUAAAAUGAAUUGACUAAAUUUAGAACUUAAUAUCAUAUUUAUAAGUGGCUUACUGUAAAUGUAUUGACUUUAGCUUCUGACAAAGUCAUGCAUUGAAAUACUAGAAACCAUAAAAGCCUUAGUGAAACGUAAAUAUUGUUGACAUUGACCAUACUGGAUGACUAGUUUGACAUGAUAUGGCUAGGGUAUCGAGCCUUAGUCAGGGAAAGAAACGCGAGUUACCGCCAUUCAGAUUCUUUGCUACAUUUCCAUAUAAAGCUCUCCAUGUCACAGGUACAUACUUCCUUAAAAGCCUUGUCCUUUUCUGAAAUGGGCAGAAAUAAAAUAAUUAUAUUUUGUAAAAGUUUGUUUAUUUACCAAAUGCAUUUGACAACAAAGGACAUUUCUAUAAACCAGAACAACAACAGUUGUUCAAAAGAUCGUUCAGAGAAAUCAAAAUAAAAGGCUUCAUCAACAAAAAAAAAAAGUACAAAAGCUGUACGUACAACAGGAUCAACAUUAAAGAAAUUCGAAAGUAAAUGGGAAUCAUUUUAGAUGGGCUUGAUUUUGAAGUGUAGGCCGAUUAGACUGAAGACGAGACAUUUCAGGUCCUGGACCAGGUAGUAGAAGACACGGAGACCCUCUGGAUCUCUGCACAAGAUAGGAAGAUGGAGGUUUCAGAAACGUUGGUCAUCGACCAGGCACUACGACACCAAAUUAGAAGACUACAAGCAGGCCUGUGAACGGGGUUCUUCAAAUCUGCUUUUUCAUCACGAUUUUUUUGUACAUCUAUAUACGUUUUCCUAGGCAGAUUAACCAUUUGAUUGGAAGUUGUACUUACUUAGACUGGUUUACGUCAAUCAAGGAGCCGAUUUUCGAUGUUGUGAAAGAAAUGUGUUCAUCUCCAAUGACUAUCUCCAACUCCUGUGGAAAUGGAGAAAGAGUUGAAAUUCACUUAACAGCGAUCUGCCGACGUUGUGUUAUUGUUGGACCAUCAAUCAAUAUAAAUAACUCAUUAUGGAGCUAAAAUUGUGAUUUUAUGAUGAUUUCCCACAGGUACUAAGAUUUGAGUAUCGAACCUGUCUUCCGACUCUAUCAGGUGGUGGCCAAAGCGCGUCGUCUUCCUUGGUUAUUUCACUGUCGUCGAUGAUCCUCUUGAGUUCCUCCAUCACACUCUUGUGUACAUAGGCCUAAAACAGUCAACAGGGAAUGAGG